Acaulospora morrowiae is the source of this 879-nucleotide messenger RNA. The record is from the annotation of a GenBank genome assembly. Lineage: Eukaryota; Fungi; Glomeromycota; Glomeromycetes; Diversisporales; Acaulosporaceae.
AUGAAUAUUGUUAGUGUUGGUAUUGAAAAAUAUAAUAACUCGUGUAGCGGCGGUAAGAGUUUCAUUGUAAAAUGUUUUUCUAAAGAAGAGUGUCAUUGGCCAAGCGGUCAAAAAUUAAAACAGGAUUCAUUAAAGAAAUAUCAUAUCGAAAUGUUGUUAAGUGCUCAACUUAAAGGGGUGGAUGUGGUAAUAAGCAUGAUGGGAAACAAUUACGAACAUCAAAAAUUGAUCAUCAACGCCUGUGUCGAAGCACAGAUUCCACGGUUCGUUACAUGGGAAUAUGGAGUUGACCUUCAUUCGAUUGAUGACUCCGACUAUUCAUCCGAUUCUGAACCCAUCAAUAUUACAACAUUUCUCGACAAUACUCCCUCAUCUUUCAAAUAUACUCUCUUUCACACCGGUUUCCUCCAAACUGAAAUCUUGUCAAACAACAUGGGAUUCCAUUUCAAAGACAAGAUCAUUACCUUCUACGGGUCCGGUGAAGAGCCAUUCAAUAUUACGUUUAAACACGAUUUAUUGAGAAUUCUGGUAUAUAGUGCUGUCGAGGAUAAGUUGGAUCUGUAUAGACGAAAGAUUGUUAUUGGUAAGCGGACGAGUCAACGACAGAUCUAUGAUGAAUUAAAGAAGGAAAUUGGCACACCUAUUAAAGUUUAUAAAUUCCGCUUCUCUGAGAUUCCUGAAAAUCAACGUUUACAACGUUUACUAGCUAUUGGUGGACUAAAGGCCUUUGUGGGUAAAAAUGAAAUUCAUCAGUAUUUUCCGGGAUUUGAUGUGUCUACUCUUAGGAAUUGGUUUGAUAAAUUUGCGGAUGAUGGCAUGAAUAACAAGUGUUGUCCGGUGAAGCCUGGACAUAAUUUUAUUAAAGAGAAUGGUUCAAAG